AAGGUCUUUCUUAACAGCAACCAACAGCCAGUUCAGUGUGUGUGUUUGUGUGUUUACAAUGUAAGACUACUGUCACUUCUUUUUUGCUGACAUUGAACGAUGGUGCGUUCUAAUUGAAGAAUGUUACAGUCGUUUUGGAGUCGCAGGUGAAAAUAAUUCGCCGGAAAAACCGUAGAGACGUGUAGUAAUACAAGCUUGCGUGGAUAUGAGUCAGCUGUUGUAUGUGUGAACAUUAUGUGAUGGGGAGGGGCUGUGGGAGCACAAGUACAGCGAGGGAGAGAUAAGGAAGUCCCAGCAGGUUGUCAGAUGGAUCCUGCAUCUGGUCGGGGUCAUUUUGCUCCUUUCUUUACCACCAUUAUGGAUCUUUUGUCAUUGACGAGAGGAUUUAUGUCACCGAUCAGAACAGCCAGUUUGACUGACACCAGUUACCCCCUUCAAAUGGAGCUUUAAAACAAAGUGGACUUCUUCAGUAUGCUGAACCACCCGUCUCCUCCUUCACUUCAGUGGCUCUUACUGUGCACCCUGUUCUGGGCUUGUGGUUGCAACAAGGCAGCCUAUUCUCCUGGGGAGGGCAGAAAUGUUUGGCAGCAGCCCAAGAUGGACACCAUAGAGACCCAGUCUUUCCUCCAUGACACCUUUCCUUUAGAAUUCCUCUGGGGUGCAGGGACAUCUGCCUUCCAGACCGAAGGAGCCUGGGACCAGGAGGGGAAAGGACGGUCCAUCUGGGACCAUUUCAUCAACUCAUCUGCCAGUGAUAGUUUGGUGACUGAGGCAGCCAGUGUGGUUAGUGACAGCUACACUCGCUGGGAAGAAGAUGUGAAGGCUCUGGAGUUGCUUGGUGUAAGAUCGUACUCCUUCUCUCUUUCCUGGCCCAGGCUCUUUUCCGAUGGCAAUGCCAGGAGUCAGCCUAAUAGAGCAGCUGUGGAGCAUUAUACCCGCGUCAUAAAGAAGCUCCAGGAAAAAAACAUAGAGCCCAUUGUCACUCUCCAUCACUGGGACCUGCCACAGGUCCUACAAGAACAAUAUGGAGGCUGGAAGAACGACACACUGGUGGGAAUGUUUCAGGAGUACGCUGCCUUUUGUUUCCACACAUUUGGGAGCCAGGUUAGGUACUGGAUCACAAUGCAUAAUCCAUACCUGGUUGCUGUACAGGGGUAUGGUACUGGUGUACAUGCUCCUGGAGAAACAGGGGGUCUCUCUGUCUCGCUUAUUGUGGCUCACAACCUGAUCAGGGCACACGCCAAAGCAUGGCACACCUACAACAGUCACUUCCGCCCGACUCAGAAGGGUAAAAUAUCCAUUGUUCUGGGAUCACACUGGGUAGAGCCUCAAAAAGGCCGAGCCACAGCUGCCAAUGUAGACUUUUGCCAACAGUCAAUAGAGGCUGUACUUGGCUGGUUUGCCAAUCCCAUCUUUGGAGAUGGGGACUAUCCAGUUUCUCUCAGAACCAAACAUGGCGCCCUCCUGCCCACCUUCACCCCCGAGGAGAAGCUCUGGGUCCAGAAAACAGCUGACUUCUUCGCUCUGUCCUUCGGGCCUAACAACUUCCGUCUAGGCCGGAAUCUGAUCCAGUUUGGGCAGUCUGUGACCCCAGACCUGAGGCGCAUUUUGAGCUGGAUAAAGCUGGAGUAUGGGGAUCCAAGGGUGCUUGUGGCUGAGGCAGGCUGGUUCUCUGAAGCAAGCAUAGGAACAGAGGACACAGUGGCCAUCUAUCUGAUGAAGAGUUUCAUCAAUCAGGUUCUGCAAGCUAUUAAGUUUGAUGGUGUGCAGGUGUUUGGCUACGUUGCCUGGUCAUUGGUGGAUGGAUUUGAGUGGAAUUAUGGCUACACUGUAAGGCGAGGUCUUUUCUACAUCGACUUCACUGAACCAAACCGAACCAGGACCCCUAAGACCUCCGCUCUGUACUACCAGCGUCUUGUUGCUGACAAUGGUUUCCUUAAAGAUGAAGCCUCCGGAGAGGUCAAUGGUCGUUUCCCUUGUGACUUUCACUGGGGUAUUUCUGAGUCGACUCUACAGGUCCACUUCUAUCCUUUCUCACCACAGUUUACUGACCCUCAUUUAUAUAGCUGGAACUUGACGGGGGAUAGAUUGUUACAUCCCAUCCCAGGGGUGAAGCUCCACACAAGACCGGCUCAGUGCACUGACUAUUUGACCAUCCAUGCUCAUCUUCGCUUGUUUGCAUCUACUGGAGCAUCUCACUACUGCUUUGCCUUAAACUGGUCUCUGAUUUUACCCCAUGGUGACCUCUCGAAUAUUAACACUGAGGCGCUGAGGUACUACCGAUGUGUCCUGACUGAGCUCAAGAAAAUGAACCUGGAGGCUGUGGUAAUUCUCUAUUACCCCACACACAGAGCUCCAAAUCUGGGAUUGCCGGGGCAACUGCAUGCCUCUGGAGGUUGGCUCAACCACAGCACAGUUGAAGCUUUUCAGGAAUAUGCAGCGCUAUGCUACCAGCAGUUGGGGCCCUGGGUUCAAUACUGGAUCACCAUCAACGAACCAAACAGACUCGUAGAUGUUUAUUCCAAUGGGAGAGAGAAGCAUCAAGCAGCCCAUAAUCUUCUUCUGGCUCACGCAAAGGCUUGGAGAUUAUAUGAGAGUGAACAUUUUCAUCAACAGAAAGCACUGGUAUCACUUGCACUACAUGCUGACUGGGCUGAACCUGCCAACCCCUUCCUGGACUCACAUAUAGCAGCUGUACAGAGAUUCCUAUUAUUUGAACUGGGUCGCUUCCUAGACCCAUUGCUGGGAACAAGACAUAAGGGGAAGAAUAGCAAGGGGGGCUACUCGGAAGAAAUGCAGACAUACCUAGAGGAGAGAGCUCAAGUAAUGGGACUCCCUGGAACUCCUCUGCCUAGUUUUAAUGAAAGUGAAAAGGAGGAGUUGAGAGGUGCUUUGAGUUUUGUUGCACUGAACCAUUUCACCACCCGAUUGGUGUCUCCAUAUCUUCAAACACAGGGAAAUUCCCAACAGAAGCAGCCUCCUGAUCAUGGCUGUCUGACCCUUUCUGACCCCACCUGGCCCUCAUCCAGUCUGAAGCAAGCUAUUGUACCCCAGGGCCUGAGAAAGCUCCUGAACUGGGUGAAUCAGAGAUAUGGAGGGGCUCUACCUAUCAUUGUGACAGCGAGUGGAAUUGAUGAUCAGGCUCCUGUUGAGGACAAACUCAGGCAACACUACCUCAGGAGUUACAUGCAAGAAGCUCUCAAAGCUCACCAAGUAGAUGGAGUCAAUCUACAGGGCUUCUACAUGUGGAAACUACAAGAUCGACACGUCUCCCAGUUUGGGCUUUUCACCUCAACCCAACACCUAUCGAAGGCCAAGGAUUCUGUUGCUGUCUACAGAAAAAUUAUCUCUCAUGGUGGUUUCCCCGUGGACAACACCACGCAGACCUGUAGGUUCAGUGAACAGCUGUAUCAACAAUGCUCUAUGUGUGAAUGGAUGUUCAAGAACAAAGCAAUGUUGAUAUUUGGAGGCUGCCUCCUGAUAACAGCUGUCAUGUUUGUGGCACUUAUCAUCUUUGUCAUCGUCCACAAGAGAAACCAAAGAAGAGGUCGGAGAAGGACGAACAGGAGGAGGAGAAGGGACGGAGUGCCUGUAUGCUUAUGUCCACCUGUUGCUAAGCGCCAACUGUAGAAGAGGUUGAUUCAUUACAAACUGUGUGUAGCUCAGGUCUAGGGCUCGUCAGUGCUUGUUGUGUAAUCAUUUUACCCAGAAUCAUUGUCAAUAGAAAGUGUUUUCUUUCUUUUUUUUUCAAAACACAAGAUUCUAAACUUUUUAAUUGAGUUUAAUGAAGAGGUAAUAUGGUUCUAAUAAUGUUGACCUUGUUUUGGACACUUGAAUAUUAUACACUGCAAAUUGGCCUAAAGUGGGACUUUGACAUAUGAUAUAUAUUUAGCUCAGAUAUAAUCAUGGACAUUUUGAAAGAGUCAAAAACUUCAAACAAACAUGAUAUUGAAUACCACAGUAUCUAUUUCCAUGGAAGAAUAACGCCCCCUAGUGUCAACUUAGACGUAAUUUCAGUAUAAAAUGUAGUUGGAUGGAUGGAUGGAUGGAUAGAUACCAAAAGCAAAUAAAAUGCUUAUGUUUCCAGUGAGAAAUGAUCAUAGCAUCAUAGAUGUUGAAAUAAUUGGAAUAAAUGCAUUCCAGAAAAUGUCAUAAUUGUUGCUUUAGUGAAAGUGAACUUUGAAUAAAGAUGCAUCACUUUGA
This is a messenger RNA of Solea senegalensis (Senegalese sole), 4203 nucleotides long. It is a transcript of the gene klb, whose product is annotated as klotho beta. Bases 472 to 3630 code for a protein of 1052 amino acids. Gene Ontology annotation, biological process: carbohydrate metabolic process; fibroblast growth factor receptor signaling pathway. Gene Ontology annotation, molecular function: hydrolase activity, hydrolyzing O-glycosyl compounds; fibroblast growth factor binding; fibroblast growth factor receptor binding. Lineage: Eukaryota; Metazoa; Chordata; Actinopteri; Pleuronectiformes; Soleidae. The record is from RefSeq and is a predicted model, not a curated record. The transcript is spliced from 6 exons.